AUAUUCGAUUCGAUAUUCGAUAUUCGAUAUGCGAAUAUUCGAUAUUCGAUCCGAGCGCGGUCGGUGCGAUAUGAGUACUGAAAACCGACCGACAAACUAUGUCAACCACCACCCUUCUAGUUAAUGCAAUAAGCUUAAUAGAAAUGACUCAAGAUAGAGAUCCUGCUAGUAUAGCAGAGUUAUACAAGCAUCUUACCGAGGGCGAGCAACGAGCUCUGGGAUUAGAAAAGAUGUUGGAUGCUUUAGAAGCCAAGAUGGAUCAAUUGCUUGCGGAUGCAGAGGCCGAACUUGAGAGUAAGCAAGUUGAAGCUGCAACUAAAUCUGAUGCUGGAGAUGCUGAAACAGAAACAGAAACUAAAACAGAAACUGAUAAACAGGACAAGUCUCAGUAGAAGUGAGUAUACUACGGUAUUGAUUUUAUUCG
Messenger RNA from Scheffersomyces amazonensis, 424 nucleotides. RefSeq lists its product as uncharacterized. Bases 99 to 392 code for a protein of 97 amino acids. The transcript has a single exon. NCBI's taxonomy places the organism in Eukaryota, Fungi, Ascomycota, Pichiomycetes, Serinales, Debaryomycetaceae. The record is from RefSeq and is a predicted model, not a curated record.